AUGUCUGCGCCUGUGAUUGAAUUGGACGUCGGAAAAGUCCGUGGAAAGUCGGAAAAAGUGGCUGGAAUUGAGGUGGAAAGCUACUUCAAGGUCCCGUUUGCCGAACCUCCGGUUGGGGAAUUGAGGUUGGAAGUGAGUUUUGUUUGCCGUAAAGAUGAUUAUGGCAAUUUUUGAGCUUUUGAAAUUUGUUUGAUCUAUGACUUUGGGCCAAUUUUUUAGAAGCCAGUCCCAAUUAAGGCGUGGUCUGGGACCUUGGAUUGCCUGGAGCACCCAAAAGCCGCGAUCCCGCUGAUUGCCCCAAACUUGAAUGGAUUGUCCGAGGAUUGCCUUUAUUUGAAUAUUUUUCGACCAAAAAAUCGACCGGAUGCGAAAUGCCCGAUAUUUUUUAUGGUCCAUGGAGGUGGUUUCGAGUUCGGAAAUUGCAUGCGAUACGCGAAUAUCGAGGAAAAUGCGAAGAAAUUCUUGAGCAAAGGGAUCAUCAUGGUCGCCAUUCAAUAUCGACUGGCUGUAUUGGGUAAUUGAAAUUGAAUUUUUUAUCGAAAUUUAGGCGAAAAUUUUGUGAGGACUGUAAAGAAAAUCAUUUUUUUUUUUGAUGUUAAAACUUUUGUUAUCUGAGACUAAAUAGGGUAUAGAUAAAUUUUCUGAAAAUUUUAGCUCUGGGUUUGAAUUCAGAGCUGAGAUAUUCAACGAAUUUUUUUAGAGAGAGUAUAAAAAAUGAGGAGAGUCGGACAGACAAAAAAAAGUAUUUUUGGCUAUAAAUUGGACGUAUUGCGAUUAAAAAUUUGUUUUUUGGGGUAAUUUUGUAAUCUUUAUUUUGAACAGAUACUGAAUUUGCCCGAACUUAAAAAAAAAUCUAUUUUUUGGUCGAAAUUUUGACAAAAAAUCGACAGUUUUUUUUGAGAUCUCAGGCUUGAAAAGCCAUUGUCUAUUGCAGGUUAUGAAUACAUUGUUCCUACAAAAAAAAAUUUUUUCGUCCAGGCUGAAGAGAGUUUUAGCCGAAACUCUUUUUCUCUGUCUGGCCGGGCUCCUCAUUUUCCAUACUCUCUCGAAAAAAACGAUUGUUGUAUAUCUCCGCUGCGGUUGCAAAGUGGGAGCAAAAAUUUUCAGGGAUUGAUUUGUGGCCAAUUUAAGGCAUGAAUAAAAAAUUUUGAGAAAUCGACUGGUCGAUUUUUAAGAUAGCCAACUUGUAAUUUGAAAAAAAAAAUUUUUGAAUUUUUUGAAAUUUCGUUUAAUUUGGUGUUAUUUUGGAUCAAAAUUAUAUUUUUUAUCAUUAAAAAUUAUUUUGAGAGUCGAUGAAACAAAAUUUUUCCAAUUUUUCCCCAAUUUCAGGCUUUGCCUCCGACCCUUCGGACCCCUCUUUGAACGGAAAUCUCGGACUUUUUGAUCAAGCGACCGCCCUCGAUUUUAUUCAUCGGAACGCCGAAGCCCUUGGCGGAGACCCCUCCAGAAUCACGGCGUAUGGAUGCAGUGCCGGAGGCGUUUCCGUCUCAUAUUUAUUAUUAUCACCGCUAACUCGAGACAAAUUGGCGGCCGGAAUUUCGUUGAGUGGAAGUGGAUUAGCGGUUUGGGCGAAUUGUGAAAAAGUCAAGGAAAAGACGGUUGCAUUGGCCAAGGCGUUGGGCCAGAAAGAGGGCGAGAGUUGCAAGGAGGUGAUCAAAAAAGCAACGGUGGAGGAGAUUUUUGCAGCGUUGAAGAAAAUUGUGAGUUGGAAAAAAAAUUUUUUUGGGUGAAAUUUUAUGUGUUGUUUUAGGUUCAAAUUGUAGUGAAAUUUUGAAAAAAUCGAAAAAAAUAAAAAAAAAUUUUUUUUUGAUGAAAUUUGGCAAAGAUUUUGAUAACGAUCUUUUUUUUAGGUAUAACACAAAAUUUUGACUUGUCCGUUGCAGAAAAAUUGAAGUUUUUUGGUCGAAAAUUGCCAAAAAUUCGGAUAAAAAUGAAAUUUUUUCAUUUGUCAUUGCGAAGUUUAUUCGACGGGGUUCCUUGCAAUGUUUAUAUUUUAUGAAAGCCGGGUUUUUACUCUACUUCCAUGCCAAAUUUUAGCCUUCUAGCUCAAACGACUAGCGAGAUAUGAAGAGAGAAAGCAAACGCAUUCCGAAAAAAAUAGAAAAAGUCGCGGCGAUCGGUUGUGUCCCAAAAGUACCGAAUGCCGUGCGGAGCGAACAACGUUUCUACGAAAAACUGAUUUCCCCUGGACGUAUUUUACCAAAAAUAGGCGUUACUCGUCUUUCUCUCUCCGUCUCUCCUCAUUUUCCGUAGUCUCUCGUCUGCAGAGACUGUUGAAUAACUUGGCUACGCCUGAAAUGUAGGAGCUGAAAAUUUUAGGGCUUGAUUUAUGGCCCAUAUAGAUCAUCGAUGAAAAUUUUGAAGAAGAUCUGAGAUUUCUCCUCCGACAUAUUGACCUAGUUCAAUAUGAUGACUUUUUGAAAAGUUUUUGCAAAAAAUUUUUUUUUCUUUGACUUUUUUUCGGUUUUAGGAGUUCAUGAAGUCAAAUAAGUCUUUUCUGAAGGACUUGGAUUUUUGAAAUUAUUAUUUGAAUUUAUUUUUUUCAUGUUUUAGGGCAUCACAUACGACAAUCAAAAUUUUACCACAUUUGGCCCUCGGAUCGAUGGCGAAUAUUUUCCCAAGGACAUUCCCGAACUCAUAUCUGAAGCGCCGAAAAAACCGUAUGUAAUGGGUUGCACUACGCAGGAAUCACUUCUUUGGAGUAGGUUUUAUAUUACACUAGGUUACCAAGCUAAUUUUUGAUAUCAAAAAAAUUUUUUUAACCUCUCAAAAUCCUUUUCUAGCCCUUCUUUCUGCUUCAAAUGAUGUCUACCACACCAUGGGGAUUCCGGAUUCGAAACGGGCGACUUUCGGAAAGCCGGAUUUAAUAAAGCUCGCGGAAAAGUUGGCCAAGCCGGUAGACCCGUCAAAGACGCCGAUAGAAUUGAUGAUUGAGGAAUAUUCGAACCGAGAGGGCGAUAAAAACAAUGUUUUCUACAUGAAUCAGUACACCAGCAUCUACUCGGAUCUCCAGUUCAAUAUCCCUAUUUUACUCGAAUUAUGGCUCAAAACUCUGGCUGGCUGGACUGUUUUUGCGUAUAAAAAUGAGUAUGCGAAUGUGAAAUUUUUCCCGGAAGAUUGUCCAAUACACGGUAGGUGGAUUUUAGAGGAGAGUUUCGGGGAUUUAUAUUACAUAUACUUGGCCUUGGUCAUGGAUAACAUAAUAAAAAUUUUUAUUUGACGGUUAUGGAUGUAAAAUAGGUUUUAGAAAAAUAAGUGAAAAGCUAGGACCCUAAUUUGAGUAAUAUAAUUUAAUUUUCGAGCGCUAAAACAGAAUGCCAAAAAUGGCGAGAAAUUUUGAAUUCGAAUUUUGAAGUUUGAUUUUGUCCAGGAACUAGUUGUCUGGGUAGAAUAUGGUUUCUUGUGGUGCUGAUUUAAAUCUGAGGAAAAAUUUUUGACAUGUUUUGUAUUGUACUUGACAUUAGUCAUGAAUAAUAUAAUAAAUGUUUUUGUGGAUGAAAUAAUAGGGUAAAAUACGUUUACCAGGGAAAUUCAACCAUUUGAAAAAUAUUUUUGGCCACAUUUUGUCAAUUUUGAAGUCCUAGAACACAAUGCCAAAAUGGCGGGAAAUUUGAGAAUUUGAAUUUUUGGGCUCAAUUUGGCCUGGAAGUAACUCAAAUAGAUUAAUAUUGAUUUGUAGAGAUAUUUAGUUAAUUCUAAUUUAAUUUCAGUGAGCUAUCACGGGCUGGAUCAACGUUACUUCCUCCAAGGCUAUGGCUACUCUCAACCCGAAUUUUUUAGUCCUGAUGACCGAAAAGUGGAGAAUUUAUUGGUUGAUUCGAUUGUAAAUUUUAUCAAUACUGGGUGAGUGGGAAAAAAUAAUAAAUUUUAUUCUAAAAUACGAUUCUUUUUUUCUUUUUUUUCCAAAAAGAGCAAAAUUAUCGAUUUUUUGCCUAAUUUCCGAAAAAUUACUGCACUUUUUACCAUUGAAUUAUAUUUAUAAUACUUUGCUUUUAGUAAUCCAUCAUCUGAAACCUUAACUUGGCCGCACACAACCCCAGAAGAGCCUUUCAAACACGCCAAAAUCCAUCCCCAGCCCGAAAUUCAAACGGAUUUCUUCCGUGACAGCCUCAAAUUUUAUGCAAAUUUGAUGACAAAAUACGAUUAUGAUCUACCGAGAUUACUGAAGACUCCAGUGGAGCAAUUGGAGAAGAAAUAUCAAUUAAAAAGAUUGUUGAAAAUUUUGUCGAACGUGAAGAAAAUUGGUGGGAAAUUGUAAAAUUUUAUACUAGUUUUCAUAUUUAUAAAAGAGUGAUAUUGUUGGUUGAAUAAACGUACUUAUAAGUUUUUUUUUGAUAAAUUGAGUGAAAACGUAAUUUUCGAUAAUUACAGAAAAGUUUUGACAAGGAAAGUACUUUUAUGGGGGCUCCUGCUUUUUGACGGGACAUAUCUCAAAAAAUCAGAAAAAAUGUGCUGAUCAAGGAUAUAUAGAUCUUAGCUGCCCAUUUUAGGUUUUUAGGGGUGAAAACUCAAUCGGAAGUUGACUUAAAGUCCUAUAUGAACCCCUUUUCGCCUAAUUUUUCACGGGUUUACAAUUUUUAUUUUGGCUUAAAAUGAUGUUUAUUGAGUUUCUAAGACGUAAUAAAUCAGUCUUGGCCCAAAAAUUUAUUUUUCAGACCCGUGCGGAGUCCUACCUCUUGAUUCCCAGACUACGGCACUAACCACUCGGCCACACCGCUCUCUUUCGAAGGAAGAGACCGACUGCGCUUUUUAUCGUUUCGAAUGCCCGCGCCUUUUGCAGGGAAAUUAAGCCAGUUUUUGGGCAUUUUCACCCCUAAAAACCCAAAAUGGGCAGCUAAGAUUUAUAUAUCCUUGAUCAGCACAUUCUUUCUGAUUUUUUGAGUUAUGUCCCGUCAAAAAGUAGGAGCCCCCAUAAAAGUACUUUCCUUGUGAGGAAAAGGAUAAUUUUAAUUAAAAGCUUUUUACAGGGUACUUCAAGGAUUCAGAUUUUAUUUAUAAUAAUUUGUGCGGCUAUUGACUCCAUUUUUGACAGAAUACAUAAAUAAAGUUAAGAAAACUGUAGCCAAAACGCGUUUUCCCAUCGAUUCUGUUAUUGUUGCCAACUUUCUCACAAUCAGAAAAAAGUUUGUUGAAUAUUUCGGCUCUCAUUGCUAGAAGAUAACCAAAAUUUUCAAGACACAAUUUAUAGCCGAUUAAAAAUAGACAAGAACUGUUUCAUAGAAAUCAUGGUGCUACAGACUGGGAAGUCGACAUUGUUUCAUGCUUAGUGGUCUAUAUUCACAAAAAAUAUACUAUAAAAUCUCUGUACAAAAGCUCACAGGGGACCAAAAGUCUUGUUUUUAUAACAAAAUGAACAAAGGUUCAUUGGUAAUACAAAAGUUUCGUUUUUCGAUCCAUUUUGGCCUCAAACGACACUUGUGACUUCUAAAAUUGUUCGUUAUGUACAUGUUUCAUUGUACAGGAGUUCGUUGCGGACAAAUUGCCACUGUAUGUUUUUGACGCCAAAAAAUCAAAAUAAAGAAGCAUUUUCGUUACAUAACAUCGAGCAGAAUAUUAAUUUAAAAAAUGUUUCCCAUAAUAUAUAUUACGCAAGAAAUCAAGCGCAGGUGGACCAUUUUUCUGCUUAUUCGUCCAUCCCUCGCCUUGCGGUUUGCGAGGGAAAAAAGCGAACGGAGAGAAAAAGCGAAAGGGUGGCCACUUUUUAGGUUCCUCUUUUAUUGAACGGCGAGGGGGGCAUAGGGAUAAAAAAGAGAAAGGAAUAUUUCCAAAAAGAAUUUGCUUGAUUUUAUGGGCAAUACUUUUUUUGGCCUUUCGGGUACCUUUAGACAAGAAAAAUAAGAAAAUAAUUUUGUAUUUAUAAACAGGAGAACAUUUUUGCUUUCUUUUUAUUUUUAUAUUUUUUAAUAUUGAGAAAUUUGCAAAAAUUUUGUUUGUUUAUGAUUUUUACUUGAUUUAUUAUAAUUCAUUGGGUUAGGAAUAUAUUUUUUGGGGUGAUAAUCAAAAUUUUUAAUUGAUAAUAGUUUUUAAAAGUGUAAAUAACAUGUCCGUCCAUAAUAUGAUGUUAUAUUAGGUAGGUUUUGAGAGCCCGUUCGAAUAUGACUGAUUCUUAUUCUUUCCAUAAUUUAUAUGUACAUAACUAAUAGUAGAUUUUUUUCUCUAUCCGUUAUUUAUGCAUUUUUUAAAUCCAUGAAAUUCGCGAUUUGUUUUUUUCGAGUUUAUCCUUUUAUGUACUGCUUUAAUAAUACUUCUUUAUAUAGUAAAUAUACUAUGAUUUUUACCAUGUAAAUAAUAUAUUUUUAUUGCCCUUUAUUAACAUAUAUUACUGAUAUACUAUCAUUUUUUUAUAAUAUUUAUGACAGAUUUUAUUACAAAUAAUAAAAUUAACAGCAGAACUAAGCCUGAACGUAAUGGAAAAAGCCACUUUUGUUUUUUUUCAUACAGAGAAGAUGGUUCAUUUUUGGGAGCCAUAUAAGACCGUUUUAAGCCGCCAAAGACUUGUAGUUUUUUCGAUUUUAGUAUUAAAAAGCUGCCUAAAUUACUAAAGUAAGCAAUGCCGAGAUCGAAGAUCAAAAGUUUCAAUAUACGGUGGAAAAUUUUAAACAGUGACAACCCGAUAAUUGAGUUGGUCUGGCAAAGAUUAACACAAAAAAAUGCAUAAACCUUGCAGACCACAUCAUUAUAGACGAAGCCGUAAAUCAUCGAGCUGCGAGGCAAUUUUUAGAUGACAAAAAUAAAAAUAUAACCCGAAGGGCGAAAAACGGAAAAAACAAUUAAAAUAAAAAACCUCUGACGAGUUCUUUACACGAUUUUUAUAAAGGUAAACCCAUAUAAACAGAAAAACAUGCUGUACACAAUUUAUAUAUGUACGUAACCUAUUGCUCCUUGUAUAAACAGGGAAAUGACGUAAAAAAUAUAAAUCAAGCUGGAUGUUAACUCUAUACGAUAAACUAUGCACAAGAAGUAUAUAUCUCACGCAAAAUGAGAAUAUCUUUAUGGCUUGACCACAAAGAUUGCUGAGUUCUUAGCCAAAAUUUACGCAAUGAUUUAGUAUCAUUUUAACAUGAACCAUAUAUAAGGAAAAAAUAUUGGUAAAACAAACUCAAUAGAUAGUGUCGUAAAUAACAUACAAACAACCAUUAUUAGGUGAAACCCGAUUGUAGAUGAUUACCGUUUCGUAGCCGGACGUAAAAAUCUACGAAUUGGAUGGAUCCGUUUGCGACACGGACGGAUACCAUGUGGUAACGAAGACUUGCUAUUUUUAGUAGAAGGCUUUCAAUAUAACUUCGCAAAAAUAUGCGAAUGCAAAAAGGCUAUAUAUAGCAACGAUCAGAAUUGGUAGUUGGGAUGAGUAGUGCAAAGGGCGUAAAAUGCGCAACAACCGGGUUUAAUGGUGCGUCUUAAGAAAUACCGAUCUAUUUUUGGAAUCCAUCCAAAAAUAGACAAGAGAGAUCACGUCGUCGAGGAUUGCCCCAGUCGUGAUUGUACCACUUGUCUUUCGGAUCACCAUUCGUUUAUUUGUCUGAAAUUCGUACCAUUUGCAAUGCCUCUGUCAAAUCUGUCGUGCUUACGGCCGGAAAUGUACUAUUUGUAACUUCAACAUGGAACCUGAUCUUCGGACACUUCCACGCGACGAACGAUAUAUGACUCAGACAGUGACCUCAGUAUUAGCUCGGACAUGAUUCGAGACAUUAAUAGCGUAAAAUGCGCAACAACCGGUUUUAAAGGUGCGUCUUAUGAAAUACCGAUCUAUUUUUGGAAUGCAUCCAAAAAUAUAGACAAAACCACGUGCCUUUUUUGGUUCUUUUGGUUGCCCAAUGACGUGUUUUCAGUGCGUAAAACCAUCGGAGCUUAACAUCAAAGCGGCUAGGUAUUUUACUAUACUUUCAAUAUAAGCCAAUAUUUAUGAGAAAAAUAAGUAAAUUCAGAGAGGCUAGUAAUAAUCGGCAGUUGUUAGUUGCACUGACUCGAGCAAAACGCGUAAAAAAGUUCCACAACAGAUGUUGCAUGUGGCAUAGACAAUAGAUUUUUUCUAACAAAGAAAGCGUAAGAUUCUUGUGGAAAAAAUAACCAUGCUAGAGUCGACGUAAGAGAAAAUAGAAUAGAAUUUUUGAUGAUUAUGACACCGGGAGGUUCCUCGCGGAGCGUGCGGAACAGCUAGCCUUGCCGCAUACGUUUGUGGCCCCGACUAACGCGCUGGAAAUAAAUCUACAAAUCCAACAAAUCUUCCUUCUCGACCAGGUAGAUAGCGAUCUAUUUCUGGCCUACCCGCCUCGCCAGCCUAACCCAACCCCAGUAACGGACGUCGUAUUAAUCAACAUCGUAAGCGAAUGUCGCCCAGACGUCGUAUCUCAUCUGGCCUUACCAUACUUCGGAACUGGCUCAUCCACCGAGCUCCACAUAAUCACAAUGGCGGUACACCGUCCAACCAGAGAACUCUACAGGAGCCUGCUACUGAAGAAACCGAAGAGGAAACCAAUCCUUUAUCAAGGAAUGACCCUCCAAGGAAUCAUGGAGGACAAUACGACAUCCUUCGGGAGUGUCUCCAAAAUCGAAUACAGCCCCGCCCACAACUGA
Messenger RNA from Bursaphelenchus xylophilus (pine wood nematode), 8574 nucleotides. NCBI's taxonomy places the organism in Eukaryota, Metazoa, Nematoda, Chromadorea, Rhabditida, Aphelenchoididae. The record is from the annotation of a GenBank genome assembly.